This is a messenger RNA of Seriola dumerili (greater amberjack), 2610 nucleotides long. RefSeq names its product 3-oxoacid CoA-transferase 1 (gene oxct1a). Gene Ontology annotation, cellular component: mitochondrion. Bases 168 to 1751 code for a protein of 527 amino acids. The record is from RefSeq and is a predicted model, not a curated record. The transcript has 17 exons. Gene Ontology annotation, molecular function: succinyl-CoA:3-oxo-acid CoA-transferase activity. Gene Ontology annotation, biological process: ketone body catabolic process. NCBI's taxonomy places the organism in Eukaryota, Metazoa, Chordata, Actinopteri, Carangiformes, Carangidae.
CCAUUGACACACCAGCCAAUGUCAUCGUGGCGCUGACUUUUCUGUUCGUGAGCUAGCAGCGCUAGUACCCACAUUUUGCAACUCUGUUCAGCCUGCAUCAUCUGUCGUCCACCGGCUAGAGCUUUCACUCUGCUCCCCGGCUCAUCCCCCGUGUGUAGCCUCAAAACAUGGCGGCCCUCAAAGCUUUGUGCAGAGCGGAGAAUUUAAUCUUCAAAAACCUCUCAGGUCCCUACAGAACCAAAUUAAACCUCGUUAACCACCAGUUGAGCAAGAUCUGUGGCUGUUACUUGUCCACCUCUAGCCAGAGAAGUUCACAGUUCUACUCAGAUCCUGCAGAGGCGGUAAAAGAUAUCCCAAAUGGAGCUACCAUUCUGGUGGGAGGCUUUGGAUUAUGUGGUAUCCCGGAGAAUCUUAUCAACAGUUUACUGAAGACGGGUGUUAAGAGUCUCACUGCUGUCAGCAACAAUGCAGGAGUGGAUAACUUCGGCCUGGGCCUGCUGCUCCAGACCAAGCAGAUCAAGAGGAUGAUCUCCUCAUAUGUUGGAGAGAAUGCAGAGUUUGAGCGACAGUAUCUGGCAGGAGAGUUGGAAGUGGAACUCACACCACAGGGCACUCUUGCAGAGAGGAUCAGGGCUGGAGGUGCUGGGAUUCCAGCCUUCUUCACAGCCACAGGCUAUGGCACACUGAUCCAAGAGGGAGGCUCUCCCAUCAAGUACAACAAAGAUGGCAGCAUUGCCAUCGCCAGUGAGAAGAGACAGGUGCAAGAGUUCAAUGGCAGGCACUACAUCAUGGAAAAGGCCAUCACCGGAGACUUUGCAUUGAUCAAAGCAUGGAAGUCCGACAGGGCUGGAAACAUUAUUUUCAGGAAAACAGCCAGGAACUUCAAUCAGCCCAUGUGCAAGGCAGCCAAAACCACUAUAGUUGAGGUGGAGGAGGUGGUGGACGUUGGGACCUUUGCUGAAGAGGACAUCCACAUACCCAGCAUCUAUGUCCACAAGGUUGUCAAGGGAGCCAGCUACGAGAAAAGGAUUGAGAAACGCACAGUAAGGAAAAGCCAGGAACAGAAGCCCAAACCAAAGAAGGACUCGGAUAUUGUUCGGGAAAGGAUCAUUCGCCGGGCUGCUCUGGAGUUUGAGGAUGGGAUGUACGCAAACCUUGGUAUAGGUAUCCCCAUGUUGGCGAGCAACUUCAUAAAACCAGACAUCACUGUACAUCUUCAAAGUGAAAAUGGAAUUUUGGGACUGGGCCCGUACCCCACUGAGGAUGCGGUGGAUGCGGACCUGAUUAACGCUGGAAAGGAGACCGUCACAGUGCUCCCUGGGGCUGCUUAUUUCUCCAGUGAUGAGUCAUUUGCCAUGAUCCGUGGGGGUCACAUCAACCUGACAAUGCUGGGAGCCAUGCAGGUGUCAAAACACGGAGACCUAGCCAACUGGAUGAUCCCUGGUAAGAUGGUGAAGGGAAUGGGAGGAGCAAUGGAUUUGGUGGCCAGCGCUGGAACCAAGGUGGUGGUCACCAUGGAGCACUCAGCUAAGGGAGGAAAACACAAGAUAUUGGACAAAUGCAGUCUGCCUUUGACAGGGAAACAGUGUGUGGAUCGUAUCAUCACAGAAAAGGCUGUGUUUGAUGUGGAUAACACAAAAGGCCUGACUCUGAUAGAAGUAUGGGAGGGGCUCACUCCUGAGGAUAUCAAGGCAUGCACUGGCACAGAUUUUGAGGUGUCUCCCAACCUGAGGGCCAUGCAGCAAAUCUAGAGGAAGCUGGCAAAGGAUCUGAGAUGUGUUUUCGGUUUGUGUCACUUCAUUUCUCUGUGGUAAAAAGUUGGUGUUUUAGCAGCCUUUAGAUGGGCCAAAUGAACUUCUAAACCACAAGUGCUUCUGCUCAGUUCCCUGGUAUUUAGCAAGCAAAUAUCAAAAGGAUUUAGUCCUCACUAGUAUUAACUGAAUGGGAGCCAACAUGCAUGGUUGUUCUUUCCGAUCUGAUAUGACAAAUGAUUAGGGAACAUUGCAUUGUUGCCUUUUACACCAUUAAGUUAGUAAUUCAAGUUUGUGCAGCUAUUACUAAAUAAGCCAUCUGAUAUUACAUUAAAAACUGAAAUUGUUCUUUAUAUGUUAUCUACGAAAAAUGCAACGUUACUAUUAAGUACUGUGAACAAAAAUUAUGCAAUAACCUCACAAAUAUUUCAUCACUAAUCAUUUUUCCUGUAGGAUCAAUAAGCUUCUGUGACGCGAUACACAGAACUGCAGUAACAAACGUGUUCUGUAGCUCAGGUGAUUUCUCAUUAACAGAGGAGAGUAUGUAUGUAUCUUUAAACUUGUGCUGCACCAAAUAGCAAAUGUAAGAUAUCUUUUCUCCAUUUAGAAAAUGAAAUAUGCAGUAUUGAAGUGUGAUACUAAGCUCUCCCACAAAGACAUACUGUUUGAUGAACUAUGUCAACCUGUGUUGUUUUGUUUUAUUUUCUCUCAGCCACAUAUAUUUCAGCUGUUGAGUUGAUGGGUAUGUCAUGCAUUUCAGCCAGAAAACAUGAAGCCUCAACAUUUUGUACUCAGACAUUUGCUGUUCUCCUGCCUUUGUAUAUUAAAUAAAACACAACUUUGUGUGCUGAGUGGAAAA